Colletotrichum godetiae is the source of this 2182-nucleotide messenger RNA. RefSeq names its product cytochrome P450. The transcript has a single exon. The coding region runs from base 484 to 2049 and encodes 521 amino acids. Lineage: Eukaryota; Fungi; Ascomycota; Sordariomycetes; Glomerellales; Glomerellaceae. The record is from RefSeq and is a predicted model, not a curated record. Gene Ontology annotation, molecular function: monooxygenase activity; iron ion binding; heme binding.
UCCCAAAAGGCAACUUCCAAUCUGGGACGUCUUGGAUAGGAAAGUUGGGUCCGAUUAACGCGAUUUUGGCAUGCGGGGGACGUGUGAGACUACUGUGUAGAUGGCGGACGCUGCCUCUGCCGUGGCCCUUGAUCUGGACCCAUCAGAAGACGCGAGUUUCGUCUGACGGGGACAAAUUAGUGACGGGAUAGGCAACUUUUGUCCCUCGGAAGACGUCCGCCUACACUAGAGACGCUUGAAGAGCAUGAGAAUGACCAUUCUGGUGUUUCCAACGCUGGCACUCCGCGGGAUUCGUAUUCCGUGGCGUUUAUGUUUGAAAAUGAAAUCAGCUGACUGUACCGGACAGAAUGACUAUUUCAAAGCUCGCUAUACAGGCCUGUUGUUGAGCUGGUCUGCUAGCCAAGGUAGCGUCGGAAUGGAAACCUCAAGAUCUUCACACCUCGGCGGACAAGCUCUCCAAGUCAACCGAGACACGACUCAAUAAUGUACGCAGCCAUAGUUCCUUUCGCAGCUUUGCUGAGCCUCUUCUCCUACUUUAUCGUCUUCCCUUUAGUCGAGUACUUCCGAGACCCCAAGAGGCUGCGUCGAUUCCCGGCUUUCAAACCAUCGGCUGGCGUGACCAACCUGGUUUUCAUGCGCGAAGCUGCACUCGGAUUCCGAUCCAAGACCCUUUACGAGAAACACAAGCAACAUCCCGUGCUUCGGACUGGGCCCAACUCGCUUUCGUACGGCACAGUUGAUGCUAUCAAGGACAUCUACGGGCACGGAACGAAGUGCCUCAAGGGUGAAUUCUACGAAACCUUAGCAGGAACUCACUUCCACCUGGCCGAUGUCGUUGAUAAGGCCGAUCACGCUAGAAAACGUAAGGUUCUGUCGGCGGCGUACGCAUUGAAGAACCUCGAGAACUGGGAACACAAAGUCGCUGAUAAGACCGAACGCUUUAUUGUCGGUUGCGACAAGGCCUGCACCCAGCCCCUAAAAGAGGGUCUCCGUCCAGACCCAGCUGAUAUUGCCUUCGAUUACCGAGCGUGGUCGAAUUAUUUCAGUCUCGAUGCCAUUGCCGACAUUGGUCUAUCUGAGAGACUUGGAUUCCUAGACCAAGGUCACGAUCUUGUGCGCGCCGAGCGCAUGGAUGGUUCCAUUCACGAGGUGAACUACAGAGCCUGUCUACAUUCCACUGCCAUCGCCCAAUCGAUCACCGUUUGGGCGGGGGAUUGGUACAAGUUCAACCAUCGGCUAACGUCUCUGAUCUCGCCAACCUUUCGUCGAUGGUGGAACCUGAACAAGGGAUGGGAUGGCAUCGUUUAUCACCGUGCAACCCAGCGACUGAAACGCUACCAGGCUGGGGAAAAACUCGAAGAUUUUUUCCAGGCUUUGAUGGAAGAUAAGAAUGGAACUCCUAAUGGGCUUGACUGGGGCGAAAUCGUCGCGGAGGUGUCCAUCAUGAUGAAUGCCGGCUCAGACACGACGGCUAUUGCCAUGAACAACGUCAUGUACUGGUUGCUGAAGAAUCCUAGGUGCAUGGCAAAGUUGCGCGAAGAAAUCGAUGCUGUUAUGGAGCCAGAGGAAGUAGUGGCACCGUACGAUAAGGUCAAGCACUUGCCGUACCUGCGGGCGUGUCUUGACGAGUCACUACGGAUCGUGCCGCCAACGACAUUUGGUCUUCCGCGAAGAACUCCACCUGAGGGUGCCUACGUUCUCGGAGAGUUCAUUCCUGGAGGUACGACGGUUUCCAUUUCGGCGUACAUCGUCCACAGGGAUCCCAAGAUCUUUCCUGAGCCCGAGUCCUACGUCCCAGAGCGCUGGCUCGGUGACAAGGGCAAAGAACUGCAACCAUACUUUGUCAGCUUCAGCGCCGGUGCGCGAGGAUGCAUCGGACGGAACAUCAGUUACCUUGAGCAAACGGUUCUGUUGGCGAGUGUCUUGCACAGAUACAACUUUGCCUUGCCCUUCCCAGAGUGGGAACCGGAGAGGCGGGAGGCCAUGAACCUCAUGCCGAGCCCGAUGCCUUUGAAGGUUUGGCGCAGGGAGUUGGAGCAAGAAGAAUGAGACAGGCGAGAUGGCCGGGGAACGUUCGGUCAACGGUGAAGAUCGGUCACGACUGGCUGGCAGUGUGAUGAUCUAAUAGCAAAUAUCAAAAUAAUUGAAAUAUGACCCCUUGAGCUAAGGGAGUAAGUGAGAC